Molecule: messenger RNA, 3488 nt
Organism: Porites evermanni
Lineage: Eukaryota; Metazoa; Cnidaria; Anthozoa; Scleractinia; Poritidae
Source: the annotation of a GenBank genome assembly
AGGAAGUUAUCAUCAGUCAGACAUUGUCUUUUUCUUGCAGAUAGCUGCACUCACAUCAAGUCAAUUGGUAAGCCUGUGACUCACAACGCCAGGUCCGAUUAUUACGGAGCAUGGAUGAAAGAUCCGCUAGGAAUUAUGGGUACUGAGACCAUAUUCGUUAUGGCCAGCUACUCCGGUAGAAACGAGCUUGAAGAGUUUGAAAACAUGGACACAUUCAAAGCAGGCAUCCUUCGUAAGAAGUACAUACUGCCUUAUAACUGGGACGGAACAGGAGGAGUAGUGUAUGGACCUUACCUUUACUACAACAGGUAUAAACGUUAUAUUUAAAUAAAAUAAAUAAUGAUUUGGAGGUAGCACAUCCACAAAGUGGUUCUUCGUCUACCUGAUUCCUGGUCUAAUUGGAAUUUGGAAAAGCUGGUUUUUGAGGAGUGGGGAAAACCGAAGUAUCCGGAGAAAAACCUCUCGGAGCAAAGGGUGGCAGGCGAGUGCUCUCACCACUGCGCCAUCCCUUGCUCCUCGUUAUAAUAUUCUUUUAAUCUGAUCGAGUAGCGCGAACGGCAAAACAAGGGUUUAAAAGAUAAUCAUCAAUAAAAGGUCGCAUAUAUAAAAAAAUUAAUCAAAGGUGUCGUUUAAUGCCUGCGUGGACCAUUUUUUUAAAAAAUUAAUUCUGGGGCGCUGAUAAUACAAAUUUGGUGACAUACCAGUUUUAAGAGUAUUUCCUAGUAAGGGAAAUCAAGAUCAUGACCUCGUCUCUUAUAACAUAGGGUUUAUAAUCUCUUAUAACAUAGGUUUUUCGUAUUGGGGCCGGGAGGAGGCGCUAACAAGCAAACGCCAGAGAUGCUAACUUGUAAGGGUUCUGGGGGAAUUCUCCGCCAGAAAAGUUUGAAAUCUUGGAGCUCGGAAAUGCUACUUUUAGCAUUCUAGACGAGAUAUCAAAAAAAUAAACGUGGAUCAACCUUAAAAUAACAGAUGUUUUACUUUUUAUUUGUUACUUGAUACAUAUAUAACUUAAUACAUGUAUCCCAGCCUUACGUAUAUUCCGGCCUUUAAGUGCCUACACUCAGGAAAUUGUUUUAUUACAAAGGCUCGACAAGAAGGAGAAUGUUCAAAAUUAGUGGUUUAAAAUCACUUGUGUUACAUUAAGAUGCUAAUCUUGACAGGAAAUGACAAAUUUCAAGUAUAAAACAAAUUGCAAAGUUUUGACAAGUCGGAUUUUGACAAAUACCGAUUUUCCUAACUUGUCCCUAGUCGUCUAUUGUUUUUAUUCACAAGCUGAAUAGUGAGAAUACGAAGGGAAAAGAACUGAGUUGAUAGGCUGAAGUAAAUUUCCUGGAACAAUGCAUGUACCGUAACAGCAAGUAGGGAAAACAACAAGUUCAACAGCUGAGGUCAGCAGUAGUAAAUUAGCCGACAUUCCUUUCAUGAUUUUCGUUCAGGGAUACAAAUGAAUUUGCCACAGAAACUAAACAAAGCUUAUCAAAUCUAUCUUAAUGUAUGUUCAAGAUCGCGAGAUGGUUGAAACGUGCUUGCAACAUUUUUGAUCGAAGCCACGUCUUGAUUCGUCUGGCUGUUGAGAAGGACCUCUCCCCUGUUGCACUUGUCGCAGGAUUGACGUAAAUCAACUUGCAAACAACAAUGACGUGGUCGAUCAACUCUCGCUCGAUUUGCUGCAGAACUUGGACCUCCCUCAAAAUGUCCUGAAAGAAGCGUAAAGGGGCUCGCCGUAUGAGCACUUAAAUCUUACUUAAAUCUGUUUGUCUUAAUUUUUUGCUCAUUUUGUUUUGUUUUUCCCUCUGUUAGUUUUCUUUUUUAUGUUUUAUGGGUUUCUCAAGGGGUUUAAGGCCUGGGUCAAAGGUGUGUUCUGAACAUAAGAAUGACUGGCAAUAUCUCUCGCUAGGAGACCUACAACAAAAUAAAUUUUUCCCCAAAAGUAAAUCUUUAGGUUUUCUUGUGCCUUAACGUUUAAUUAUGGUCACAUGACAUGUCACGUGACCAGAAAUUGAAAAUUAAGGAAAUUGGCGAAUUGGAGGCGAGUUACCUUUGUUUGGAUAAACAAAUUAGCAUUUCUGAAAGAAGAUAAACAGACCUAACUUUCUACGUUUGGAAUGAAUGUACGCGAAGUUUAAAAUUAAAGUUCUAAAUAAUUCAAGAUUAAAGUUGGGCAUUUAAAAUUUUGUUUUCUCUCAUAAUUUUUACUGAAGGGCAACGGACGGUCAUUCCAAACGUCAAGUGUUUGAAAUAUUUAAUAUGAAUCUGAAAAAUGUUAUUUCUCGAUUUCUUUUCUUUAACCGGCCACCAAUUGGGUAAUAGUUUACGAUUUUUAGCUAAAUGGUCAUGUGACAUAUCACGUGACCUAUAAACACAAUAGUUGUACUUCAAAAUGUUAAGGACGAUGAGUUCUUUAUAUGUGCCAAAUUUUGAUCCAGUACCAUCAUCUGUGCCAAAGUUAUAGCCAAUAAUUCAUUUUCUAAGGUAAACCCCUUAGUCCUUGGCCUUAAAACUACUUGAGUUUUUAAUUAUUUGUAUUUUUCUAUUUAUUUUUAAAGUUUUAUUAUUUGCUUAAAAUUGGGAGGGCUAAAGCCCCUCCAGCCCUCCCGGCUCCGCCGUCCCUGGCUAUAUAAAUGGUAGAAAUAUUCUCCACUGAUACUAACAAAUGGUGGUGUUGCUGUGUUGUUAUGGCAGAGAGGCUACGAACAAUAUCGUAAAGUACAAUUUGCGUACUGAACGUGUGGAAAGGCAGAUAAGCUUGUCGGGUUCAGCGAGGAACACCUAUUACCAGUGGGGUGGUUACUCUCAAGUUGAUCUGGCAGUUGACGAACAAGGAUUGUGGGCCUUAUGGGGCUACAGUGGAAACAGCAACAGACUAAGAGCGCAAAUGAUAGAUGUAUACAAAGGAACCUUAACCCAAGCUUGGAACUUAAAUUCAGGUACUCGGCUUACGCCUUCUUAGAGCUCCUUAAGUUAAAAUACAAAAUGUCAUGAAGUGUAAAGGGGUUUCUGGAACUCGUUAGAUUCACCAUAAGUAAACUAAACCAUUGCUAUAACCUGUCAGUUAGCAAACGGUCGUCAUCAUCUUUUCCCCCAUCAAAUGCGCAUCCUUUGUUUUUAAACUGAAUAUCAUUUAAUUUAGCAAACUUCGCAAUUUCGUUGCUUAGUUGAAUGAGGUUUUAUACCAUAAGUGGCAUAUACGUUUUUUUGUCUUACUCCGAGUUUCCAUUUAAUGUUAUUUUGCAGAAGUUAUGAGCUCAAUGGGAAAUGCAUUUGUGGCCUGUGGAGUGAUUUACUGUAUCGACAGCUAUGAUUCAAGGUCCACGACCAUCAACUUUGCUUACGACACCAAGACUGGAAGACAAUGGAACCCCUAUAUUCAGUUCACCAAUCAGUUCCAUAGCACCUCUAUGGUGGCCUACAACCCCAGAGAAAAAGUGUUGUACGCCUGGGAUGCCAGGCGUUUGGUCACUUAUCCCAUUUCGUUUGAGGAGCGUUAG